Penicillium riverlandense is the source of this 723-nucleotide messenger RNA. RefSeq names its product bZIP transcription factor. The transcript has a single exon. The coding region runs from base 1 to 723 and encodes 240 amino acids. The record is from RefSeq and is a predicted model, not a curated record. Lineage: Eukaryota; Fungi; Ascomycota; Eurotiomycetes; Eurotiales; Aspergillaceae.
AUGCAGACCGGCAACACCGGGGGUGUGAAAGAGCUUCGCCCGGCUUCGUCGGCUCGAGUCCGCGAAAACCAGCGGCGUUCUCGCGCACGGCGCAAGGAAUACACUCAGUUCCUUGAGGAAAAACUACGGUCAUUCGAAAGGCUUGGUGUAGCCGCGUCGCAGGAAGUUCAAGAGGCCGGGAGAAAAGUCGCAAAAGAGAAUGCCCUCCUCCGAUCGCUUCUGAUACUCCACGGCGUCUCAGAAGAAGAAAUCGAAAAAUACCUGCAAUCACAGGCGACCUAUAUUCCAUCAAUAUCGUCCUCUGCAAUGGCAACUUCACACUCGCCAAAAGCGCCAAGUGAUCCACUUGUGAAUUAUCACCAUACGUGCACAACUCCAAUGAAGUUAAACAGUUCGCCAUAUCAGCUUGAUACUACCGGGACUGAACGUUCGAUAUCAAAGUCAACUGCAGAAAGAUACAUGAGUCUUGAUACCCAGAGCUCCGGGGCAGAGCGGCCAGCAGUACUUAGUUCCGACGCUUCCGGAACUAAAGUGCAGCAGUUUAGUGACGACCAGGGUAUAGGUCAAUUCACGUCUUGCGAGAAUGCAGCCAGAAUUAUCGCAAGCCUGCGGAACAACCCCGAUAUCCGUGAUGUAAGGUCCGAACUUGGUUGUGAUUCGGAAUCAAAUUGCAUGGUGAAGAAUAUGUCAAUUUUCGACGCCCUAGAUAAGGGAUCGGGAUGA